Messenger RNA from Alternaria atra, 3066 nucleotides. RefSeq lists its product as uncharacterized. Gene Ontology annotation, molecular function: 3'-5' DNA helicase activity; ATP binding; hydrolase activity. The record is from RefSeq and is a predicted model, not a curated record. Bases 1 to 3066 code for a protein of 1021 amino acids. NCBI's taxonomy places the organism in Eukaryota, Fungi, Ascomycota, Dothideomycetes, Pleosporales, Pleosporaceae. The transcript has a single exon. Gene Ontology annotation, biological process: recombinational repair. Gene Ontology annotation, cellular component: nucleus.
AUGGACGCAUUGUUGGAGGGACUCAACGAUGCGCAAAAGAGUGCGGUGACAAGUCCUGCCAAUGUCGUCCAGGUGCUUGCGCCGCCAGGCUCAGGCAAAACUAAAACACUCACAGCACGCGUCGCGUACCACAUCAACCACGAGCGACUACAGCCAUGGAACAUCAUCGUAUGUACUUUCACCAUCAAGGCAGCACGGGAGAUGAAAGAGCGAAUUAAGGGGUUCGUUGGAGAAAAGCUUGAGGCGAAAUUGAUCUUGGGUACCUUCCAUUCGGUCGCGCGCCGCUUCUUGUCUCGGUACGGUCAAGAGAUUGGAAUUGACAAGAACUUUGGUAUCGCGGACACUAGCGACAGCACGGCGAUACUGAAGCGAAUAGUCACGCGUCAUCAGUACACAGUGGAGCCUGGUCAUGCUCGUUCCAGGAUCUCCAAAUUGAAAGCCAAGGGCACCACGGCCGACGACUUUCGAAGGACAGCCAAGAAUAUCAACGACAAUGAGUUUGCCAUGGUCUAUUCUUCCUACCAAGAACACUUAGCCGCUUCCAAUCUUCUCGAUUAUGACGACCUUCUUGUCCGGUGUGUGGAUCUAUUAAAGAAGUCGCCAUCAUGUGUCUCCACGAUACAGGCUGUACUCAUCGACGAGUAUCAGGAUACCAACAAUAUCCAGUACGAAUUAAUGAGGUUGCUAGCUCAACAUACAAGACGCAUCACCAUCGUUGGUGAUCCGGACCAAAGUAUAUACAGCUUCCGAUCAGCUGAGAUCAAGAACUUGCUGAGGAUGCGCACCGAUUACCCAGAGUCAGUCGUAAUCAACUUAGAGAACAACUAUCGAUCUUCGGGGUGCAUCUUAAGCUCUGCUAUGGCUGUAAUUGAGCAGGAUGAGAGCCGACCACAGAAGUCGUUGAUCGCUACGCACGGUGUCGGCGAACAACCCACUCUUCGCCAUCUGGUAUCAGCGAACGUAGAAGCGAGGUGGAUCGUUGAAGAGGUACAUCGGACCAAAACACUUAGCGCGGGACUAUUAGGCUACAAUGACUACGCUAUACUUGUGCGCUCGUCUCCGCUCACCCUUCAGAUUGAGCGAGCGCUCGGACAAGCUGGAAUUCCCUAUCGCAUGGUCGCUGGUACGAAGUUCUUCGACCGUGCCGAGAUCAGAAUCAUUUUGGACUACCUACGCGUGGUCAGUCAGCCAGAACACAACGACGCGGUAGCACGUGUCAUCAACGUACCUUCCCGGAAGGUUGGCGACGUCACUGCCAAGGCGCUGCUCGAAGAAGCAGAGACCAGGAAAGUCACUCUAUGGAAACUGGUGCUCGAUGUCGCCCAAGGCAGGAGGAAACCGGCAAGCAAAGUGUCCGCCCAGGCACAGAAGGGUAUCGAGCAAUUCGUCAACGUUAUUCUCACCUCUCGAGAGAAGCUCAUGCCUGCUAAAGACGAAGACUGCAACCUGUUAGGUCUCAUAUCGCACAUUCUGACUAAGAUUCAAUUCGAGUCCUACCUCAAGCAGACGCAUAAGGAGAAUUGGCAAGAUCGAUGGGCAAACGUGGAGGAGCUAGUGAAUCAGGCGACUCAGAUGGCUACCGCAGUUGCCAACGGGGAAGAAAUCUCUGACGAUGCCUUGCCAGUGGUAGAGGGCAUCGAACAGCGAAACGACACCGCGGCAGAUAUCCUGUCUAAGUUUCUGGCCAACGUCACACUUUCGAGCGCGGCAGACCAGGAGGGCAGCGAACUAGACCAGGUCACCAUCUCUACCAUUCACGCAGCGAAAGGUCUAGAAUGGCCUGUCGUUUUCAUGCCUGCUGUGUACGACGGAUCCAUACCUCACUCUCGAGCCGAUGACCAUGAUGAGGAAAGGCGCUUGUUGUACGUUGGUAUGACCCGAGCACAAGGCCUGCUCUACUUGAGCUGUCCAGUCAAGCAGUCGGGCCAGGAGACGACAACCCUUUCAAGAUUCAUUUCGGAUCGGAAAAUACAGAAGCUCUUCAACGACCGGGGACCAGACCUGGCUUUCAAACGAAGUACUAUACCAGAUUUAGCCCGCAUUCUGCGCAGAGACUGUCCAUCAUCUGAAGAUAUUAAGAAUGCUCUAGGGUUGCUGGAACAUCCAGAGGAUGAUCGAUACCCAGCGACUCGAGAGGAGAUUGACGGGGAUGAUCCAACAUGGGGCGCAUACGGCCCCGACAAGUACAAAAGCGCAAAGUCCAACGGUGAUGGACAAAAUCAGUCCUUCAAGCGGCGCAAAUUGGAAUCGUCAAACUCUUUCUCGACAGACUCAGUAGCAGUCACCAUGAAUAGAACGUCUGGGUUCUCCAUGGCUACAACCACGAUGCCGACCGUCAAAGCUGGUUUCACUAGUGCUCGGGAUCUAGGAGACCUCCAGGCGAUGCAAAGAGAAGCAGAGCGCAUUCGCACUCUAGCCACUGCUCAGGACGCAGAGACUGGCAAAGCAGCCUACAAUGAUUCGAAGAAAGCAGAAGCAAAGCCUGCCCGUGUGAAAGCCGUCAAGCCACUUGCAAAAGGCCAAGGUGCUAUUACGAGCUUUUUUAAACGAUCAAACAGCGCGAUAUCUGAGGAAACAGAAACACCGCCAUCCUUCACCGCGCCAUCCUUACAACGCUCGCAGUCCUCGUUCCCCACUCAUGCCCCACUACAUGACAUAUCCAACGUUCAACCUUCCGCCUCACGACCGCCUCGUCCAUUUCAACCACUCUCAAUACCCAGUCACAAAGUUACGAACCGGCCGAUCCUCGUUAAGCCGAAACGUGCCGAGCCUGAACCGGGGACGGAGAAUGCACGAUACGUCCUUUUGUCUAGUUCACCCCCUAGACCAGAUGCAGAGGAUUUGCAUCAGGCAGGAAAAGAGGGUAUAGACCCAGGAAGCCCGACCAAGCAGACAUCAUCGUCAUUUGCACCAGCAUCUGGCUUUCGACCAGCGUCUACAUUUCACACGACGUCGAUGAAUCAGGUGCAAAAUCAAUCGGCACAGAGGAAAACGUUGGGUGCGAGACGGAGUAUGCAGCCGUGGAGUGUGAAGCAUAAUGCCAUGCCAAAACCGCGGCCAUCAUGA